GAGUUGAUGCUGAGGCCUGCACGACAUGUCCUUUCGCGGAAAGAGCCGGUUCCGGAAAAGGGGGAUGAGCUUUCUGUCAACCCGGAACCGGACCAUUCAGCUGUCGCUGAGGGAAAGAAGAAAUACAGCCAACUAAUAAUCAGUCCGAGGGUACUGACUGCGGCCGGUAGCUCUGCCUAUCCUCGUCACUGGGAAGGCCAGACGCCGGUCGGCGUGAGAACCAACAGAAAUUUGCCAAAUGCCAUUUCAUGUCGGCCAGAUCGCCAGAGCUGGAAUGUGUGUGCAACGCAGCCACACGCUCCCAGUCUAAUGUCUAGAGACGAGGAGUCCACCUCGUUGCUGGUCGACGCAAAGACCGAAGUCGCGGCGAUAGCAACAACACAGCGUCGAAGGGAGUUGGUAAAUGAAAUGAUCUUGGCCGAUGUAGGGCCUCGUGUGCUGGUGAAAACACGUUCUGGUAAAGAGAUUUUGGUAAGAAAUUGCCCAUAUCUGAGCCUCGAGAGUGCACCGGUCGUCGGGCGAUUAGGCAAAACGACGGAACCUGCUACUCCUCUGGACGGCAAGAGCCUUUCAUCAGCUGACAAUACUGUCUGCUCGGUACCAUCGAAUGCGACCCAGCCCACCAGCUCAACGGCAACCACAACCAGCAAUGCCAACUAUCUCUUUCUUCCCAGUGCCCUCACAUAUGGUCACCAACGUUGCUCAGUCUACUCUACUGAAGCUCAUUCAACCGCUGCCUUGGUGACCAAUUUCGGUCCGAGUGUACAAACUUCCAUUUCCCCGCAAGAAGGUCUGGUGCCGGUGCUGGGAGAAUCGUGUGGACCGUCGGUUGUGCGGUCGGGUCAGGAUUAUGAAACGAAGUCGACACCGGCCCGAGACGUGAACCAUGACAUUCCGGCGGAAAGAGCUCGUGUCAAGUUUGCAAUGCGGCCUAUCGCGCAGGUGGCCGGCAACUCGAACGGUGCAUUGCCGCAUCAUUCACCUCCAGCCCAGCCUCCUCCUCCUCUUUCUCCUACUCCUUCUCCUCCUCCCACUUCUCCACUUCUUCCUCCUGCUCCACUCCAACAGCCGAGGCCAACGGCCUGCCCGACCAACCAGCCCAUCCAUUCGGGCCAAGCACAGUCGCCACUUCAACCACAACCCGAAAACCAACCUGUUUCACACACGACUGGGCUGCAGAGGCCACUUUUCCACUACCCCUGGCACACGGUACAGCCAUGCAGUCAGCAGAAUCAGCAAAGGCAGCAGACAACCCUCGUCAGGCAAGGUCAGCAUCUGCCGGUGCCGAUGUUGGUGCCGAUGUUGGUGCCGGUGCCGCCUCCACGACAACAUUUGCACAAGGCAAAUCGCUCGUACUGCCCGUCUUCAGCGGAGAAUGGCCGAUGGCGUGGAGAAAUCGGUCCGUUCGACGAGGCGGCAGCUCGUCAUGGCGGACAUCUGAUGCCGUUCAAGUCGACAGAACUGCUCGUCGCCAAGCCGACGACGUCGUUGCGAACGACCGAGGCUCAACAACAAAUGGGCAAGAUUCCCUUUCACCAGGUCGGCAAGUUCCAUGUCCACGACCGAGUAUCCAUGCCACAGCAGCAACAGCCUGUUGCUCAGGGACCGGUCACUCAGCGAUUCUGGUUCCAGCCGGCAAUGUUGCCCGGCUCACUCGACGCCUCGGGCUCUCUGGAGCCGUCAACCAGCAGGAGCAUGCUCAAGCCAUCUGGCAAUAGCCAUGACAGCGCAACUGUCAAAAGUAACCUUGGCACCGGCUUUGUUGAGUCAAACAUCGACAUCCACCGAUCUACCGGCAACAGAGAAUAUGUGUCAGGCAAUAAGUUGGCCUUAACUAGGCCAGGCAACCCGCUUCAAACGAAGCAUAAUCCCUCUUUCAUUACCUCAAAGCCACGGAUCUCGCAGACAGCUGCCCCACAACUGCAUCGUUAUUCCAUGUUUGAGCCGAAAAACUAUUGA
Molecule: messenger RNA, 1959 nt
Organism: Protopolystoma xenopodis
Lineage: Eukaryota; Metazoa; Platyhelminthes; Monogenea; Polystomatidea; Polystomatidae
Source: the annotation of a GenBank genome assembly